Messenger RNA from Heteronotia binoei (common prickly gecko), 3861 nucleotides. RefSeq names its product coiled-coil domain containing 30 (gene CCDC30). The coding region runs from base 173 to 3808 and encodes 1211 amino acids. The record is from RefSeq and is a predicted model, not a curated record. NCBI's taxonomy places the organism in Eukaryota, Metazoa, Chordata, Lepidosauria, Squamata, Gekkonidae. The transcript is spliced from 25 exons.
ACAAACCUAUGUGGAAGACAUACAGCAAAAGCUUAAGGACGAAGGAAUUGACCCGAAAGCCUCAGCAGAUGAACAGCUUUGUUAUGUUUGGAGCCUGUUUCUGCGCAGUCGAGAGAAGUUGCACUCGGCCACCAGUGAGUUAGAACAACUCAGGCAACAGCAAGUGGAAGAGAUGAGGGAGGUGGAAAACUACGUGGGCCAUGUCCGCUACUUGACACAGGCACGAGAUGCUGUUGCUACUGAAGUUGAGAAAGAAAACGAGCAGCUCAGAAUGGGAUUUAUACAACUGCAGCUUGAGCAUGAAUCACAGCAGAAGGAAGUGGAAGAAAUGCUGGAGCAGGAAGGCUUGCUGGAUAUAGCCCGCAGCAGUCCCAGCGAGCAGAUUGCCUAUUUGCUGGUCGAAAGAAGUGCAUUGCUGGAGAAACUGGAGGGGAUGGCGCAAAAGCUGGGACCCCCUGGCUGUUUAGAAAGCCUUUGUACUGUGCAGCUUCAGGACGAAUCGGAUAACAGCCAUCAGACGUUGGAAGAUGAGCUUCAGCAGCAGUGUGAAUCCAUGCAUCGCACCAGGGAGACCGUGAACAGAUCUCACGAUGAAGAACUGGCGAGAGAGAGAGCCCUGCGUGAGCGUGCAGAGGAAAACCUGGAUGAAGCUGUGCGCAGGCUGCAGGUGGCUCACAGAGAGAUCCAGAGGCUGACGAAGGAGCGGGACAUGCAGAAGAAAGAGCAGGGGGCACUGGCUCCACCGGUGGCUGUGACAGUGAAAGAAGAGAUGAGUAAAGAGAAAGAAAGUGAAGCUUCGGAGCUGCAGAAGGCCAAAGAGCAUAACCUCCGACUGGACAAAGAGAUCCUGGCUCUACGCGACAGAGUCCGAUUUCUCGAUUCUGAGAGGAAAGCCAUGUUGGGUCAGGUUGAAAAGCUCAAAGAGGAGAUUCCAGAGUCUCGGGAGACUGAGGAGGAGCCAGGGCAUUCACGUAAUGAAAUGAAUGAUGCUGAAGACUCUGAGGGCUCCUUGUUGCAGGGCAAAAAGGAAGCGAUGAAGGCUGAAGAGGGCAACAAGUUGGAGGAAGCCACCUCAAAUGAUGAAGGAACAUCUGAGAUGAAGGAGAUCCUUCACAAAAGGUGCCGCAGAACCAUCGAAGAGAUUGAGCGUCGCAACUCCCAGCUGCAGCACAAACUGAGCAAGCUGGAGCGUGAGCACGAGGACUUGGUUGAGCGGAACGAGGUGCUGGAAUCCCUUCUGGGGGGGAUGCAGAACAAAAGCAGAGAAGAUCGGCAACACUUUGAGCGUGAGGUUGGCGGGCUGCAGGACGAGAUCUUACAUUUAGAGGCAGAGUUACGUGAAGCACAGAAGAUCAUAAAGGCUGAGACAGAGGGAGAUACAGCUGGAGGAAUGCAGGAUCACCAAGAGAUGCUGAGAAUUCAACAGGAGAAGAUUGAAGUGCUGGAAAGUAAACUGUCCGAGGAGAUGGAGUGGAGAAAACAGCUGGCCCUUGACCUUGAAAUGACGCAACAAAUAUUGAAAGAGGAGAAGAAGGAGCUGGACCACUCAAGGUUGGGACUUCUCCAACUCCAUAGUGAACACCAGAUGCUUCAGGAGGCAGCAGAAACCCAUGAGAAACUGCGGCAAGAGAAUUCUCUGCUGGAACGUAAGGUAUCAGAGCUAUAUCAAGAAUGCCAGGAGUUAAAAGGACUUAUCGCGGAACAAAAAGACACUAGUGAAACACUUCUGACGAACGGAAGAACAUCCUCAGAGCUGCUUCCUAAAGAAGGGGCUUUGGAAGAUCAAAUCGACAGCUUGGGAGAAGAAAAGGAGCAGCUAUGCGUCAAAUUAUCAGACAGCAAUAAGAAAAUAGAGGAACUUGAGAAGCAGGUAAAAGGGAGUGAUGAAGAAAAACAGCUCUUGUGGGAAGAAAAUGCCCAGCUGAGGAAAGAUGCCCUUGCUCUCCGGCAUCAGCUUAACAACGCUCUAAGGGGGAAAGAUGAAGCUGCUGCUGCAGAGAACUGGCCUCUCAAGCCACAGAAUCACACAUGGAAUACAGACAGUGAUAAAAAUCAGUGCCUGCCUGGCGAGAGACUCCUGUGGCAGCAACAACAAGAGGAAUUCCAGCAGCUCCGGCAAGAUUUCCAGAGGGUUCAGAACGUGUGCAGUUCAGCGGAGAAGGAGCUGAGGUACGAAAGGGAGAAGAACUUGGAGCUGAAGAAGCACAACAUCCUCCUCCAGCAAGAAAACAUCAAGAUCAAGGCUGAAUUGAGGCAAGUGCAGCUGAAACUCUCUGACUCCUCCAAGAACUGUUCCUCCCUCACCUCUCGGUGGGAGCUCAGUCGGCAGAAGGUCAAAGAACUGGAGCUGGAGUUACUGAAACAUUCUCAAGCCAUUAAACAGCAGAGUAGCUUGCAAGAGAAACUAACGCAAGAGAAAAUCAAAGCUGCCGAGGCAGAGAACAGGAUUCUGGAGCUGCAGCAGAAGCUGAAGGAGUCCAACCAUCAGGUGCAUCUCUCUGAAGCACACAUCGUGGGGCAGAAGCAGCUGGAACAGGAACUGAAGGAGGCCAGAGAAAAGGAAGUUAAGGCACAGCGGCAAUUUCAAGAGGAGCAGCGGAUAAGGAAGCUCUUGGAUCAGCAGACAGAAGAUCUCAAGCAGCAACUGAGACACUCCCUAGAGAAAGAGACACAGCUCACCAGGACGUUUGCCAAGAUGCAGGUCCAGUGCCAGCAGCAGGAGGCACAGUUGCGGGUCUUGGAGGAAGAGAAGAAAACCCUCUCUAACGAGCAUCUGCACUGUCAAAAAUAUAGUCAGAAACUCUCGGAACAGCUGUUGGCAUUGCAACAGGAGAAGGAAGUCUUGCACAAGGAGUACAGUCACAUCCUGCAGCAGGUGGACCUCUCUGUCAGAAAACACAAUGAGAGGCAUCUCCGCCACAAAGCCAAGCUCCGAAAAGCGAAGGAGGCGUUCAUCUGCGAAGUGAAACAGCGGGACACGUGCAUCAGAGAGCUCAAAAACGAAACGAUGCUGUCCAAGAGCCAGAUGGAAAAGGACCAGCAGCUGAUCAGACAGGUGACCGCAGAGAACGAGACCUUGCUACAAGAGAAAAGGGAGCUCUUGCAACAACUCCACGAGCAAGAAGAAGUCGAGCGGUGCAACAGGCUGGUCAUUUCCACAACCCAAAACAGAGUACGAUUCUUGGACGAAGAAAACAAGAAGCUCCAAGAACACACCCUGCAGCUGAGAAGUCACGUGGGCACCUUGGAGCGUGCCGUGCGAAAUAUUCACAACCACAGCUUAGAAGUAAGAACAACCGGCUCAAGUCCUGUCUGUGGCGGGACCCCACUCCCACCAUCCACUGGCAUGCCUCCUCUCACGCCACUAGGGGAACUGAAGACUGUCGGCUUCCCUGAAUGUCAGCUGCAAAGCAAAGUUCUGCCCCUCCCCAGCAUAAGGUAUGAAGUCCUUGGUUUGAAUCUCGCCUCUGCCAUGAACUCCAUCAGUAGCCUCGAGCAAGCAACUCCUGUUCAGCCACCACCUCGAAAAUGGGUAGGUAGAAAUGAUGCAGUUGAUUCAGUAGACCUGCUCGGCAAUCAUGGGACUGAUUUCUUUUCCAGCUUCUCUCCAGUGGGCCUGUUGGACUCGUUCAGCCUCCUGAAAGCCAUUCAGGGUGUCAGACCUGAGGACGCAGCAGAGAGCUCUCCACUCUCACCUUUGCCUUCCCAACCUUUGGAGAUUGGUUACCUAAAUGUAGCCUCUCCUGGCGAUACCACAGACUGCCACAAGGAGGAACAGGAGCAGCCCUCUUGCUCUGAUAACGGCUAAGGCCAGGGUGUCAAACUUACAACCUGCAGACCAGAACCGGCCCAUCCAGGGCU